Monoraphidium neglectum is the source of this 495-nucleotide messenger RNA. Its product is annotated as dephospho-CoA kinase. NCBI's taxonomy places the organism in Eukaryota, Viridiplantae, Chlorophyta, Chlorophyceae, Sphaeropleales, Selenastraceae. The record is from RefSeq and is a predicted model, not a curated record. The coding region runs from base 1 to 495 and encodes 164 amino acids. Gene Ontology annotation, molecular function: dephospho-CoA kinase activity; ATP binding. Gene Ontology annotation, biological process: coenzyme A biosynthetic process. The transcript has 4 exons.
AUGAUUGCCAGGCUGGUCUUCAUCGACGAUGCUGGGCGCCGCCGCCUCAACGCCGCCACGCACCUGCCCGUGGCGAUGGAGAUCGUGCGACAGCUGAUUUCUUGCUGGCUGCGCAUGCGGCUGGUUGUGGUGAUGGACAUGCCGCUGCUGUUUGAGACAGGCAGCCACAAGCUGACUCGCCCGCGGGUCCUGGUGGCGGCAGACCCCGACCAUCAGCUGCGACGUCUGAAGGAGCGCGACGGCAGCAGCGAGGCGGAUGCGCGUGCGCGGAUGGCGGCACAGAUGCCCCUCGAGGCCAAGGCCCGGCUGGCUGACGUGGUGCUGGACAACAACGGCUCCCUGGAGGCCCUGGAGCGGCAGGUGGACCAACUAGCAAGGCGGCUGCGGCGCGGGGCACUGCUGCCGGGGCUGCUGACAUCGCCCUGCGCCCUGAUGCUCUGCCUGGCAGCUGCAUGGUCCUGGGGACCGCGCCUGCUGACUGCGCUCUUCAAGUGA